Balearica regulorum gibbericeps (East African grey crowned-crane) is the source of this 2544-nucleotide messenger RNA. The record is from RefSeq and is a predicted model, not a curated record. Lineage: Eukaryota; Metazoa; Chordata; Aves; Gruiformes; Gruidae.
AGAAAAAACACAAAACGAGUUCCAAGCUUUAGGAAGUUACUGAGAACUAGUAAAAUAAAACUUGACAACAAAUUAAAGAAUAAGCAGUACAAGCAGCAGAGUGCUGCUAAGAAGUAUCGAAAAGAACAAAAGAAGCUAAGGGAGGCUGUCAGAGAUGCUAUCUCUAGAAAACCUUUUCCAUUGGAAGAAUGCAAGAAAAAACAAGUUGCUGAAAAAUGGGAAGAAGAGGAAGAAGAUGCUCUUCCACUGGACAUGAUGGAUGAAGAUGACUUAAAAUUAAUGGAAGAUUUGGCUCAAAAGGCAUCUUUUUUAACCAGAGAUAUUUCUUCUGAUGAACCUGUUCACAUCAGAAAACGAAAACAUGAAAAUGUGAUUGACAAAUAUGAGAAGAUGCCAAGACGCAUGCAGACUGAGCCAGAAAAAGAACUCAUCCAUCUGCUCCCCAUCAAAGAUAAGGGUGGCAUUAUUCCCCAAACUAUGGAAAAGCCAGUUCUCAGUGUUGCACAGGAUGAAGAUGAUACAGAAGAAAUGGAGGAAGCAGAGGACUUCAGUGAAGAACCCCUGCCUGUUCUCACUCCUGAAGAAAUGGCUGCUCAAAGGAGACAAAAGCUGCAGGAAAGGAAGAUGCACAUAGCUGCGUUAGCAUCCGCCAUUCUCUCUGAGCCAGACAACAGUAUUAAAAAGCUGAAGGAACUGCGUGCCAUGCUGAUGGAACAGGAUCCUAACGUGGCUGUGAUUGUUCGGAAGCUGGUCAUGGUUUCUUUGAUGGAGAUAUUUAAAGAUAUUGUGCCUUCUUACAAAAUCCGGCCUCUGACUGAAGCAGAAAAGGCUACCAAGGUUAAAAAAGAAACUCAGAAACUGAGAGAAUUUGAAGAAGGCCUUGUAAGCCAGUAUAAAUUUUACUUGGAAAAUCUGGAGCAAACAAUUAAAGAUUGGAAACAAAGGAAAUUGAAGAAAAGCAAUGUCAUCUCAUUAAAAGCAUAUAAAGGUUUAGCAGAGAUUGCAGUGAAGUGUCUGUGUGAGCUGCUUGUGGCCCUGCCCCACUUUAAUUUCCACAACAACAUUAUUGUUCUCAUUGUUCCGCUCAUGAAUGAUGCGUCAAAAAUGAUUUCUGAACUAUGCUGUGAGGCAGUUAAGAAGCUCUUUAAACAAGACAAGUUGGGCUAUGCUUCACUCGGUGUAGUUAAGGUCAUUUCUGGUCUUGUGAAGGGUAGAAAUUACGAUGUCAGACCUGAGGUGUUAAAAGUAUUUCUUCACUUAAGAAUUAAGGAAGUAGAAUUACAAAAAGAUUCCGAAGACAUUGCACCAAAGAAAAAGUUCAUGACUUACAAAGAGAAAAGAAAAAAUCUUUCCAGAAUGCAAAGAAAGUGGAGGAAAGCAGAAGAGAAACUGGAACGAGAACUCUUGGAAGCAGAAGCAUCAGAAAGUAAAGAAAAAAAGCUGAAGCUGCACACAGAGACCUUGAAUAUUGUAUUUGUAACAUACUUUAGAAUCUUGAAGAAAGCUCAGAAGUCUCCGCUUUUGCCGGCUGUGUUAGAAGGUCUUGCAAAGUUUGCUCAUCUAAUUAACGUGGAAUUUUUUGAUGACUUGUUGAUUGUCCUACAUUCUCUCAUUGCAUCUGGGGAUUUAAGCUAUCGUGAGAGUCUUCAUUGCGUUCUCAGUGCUUUUCAUAUACUCUCUGGUCAAGGUGAUGUUCUUAACAUUGAUCCGAUGAAAUUCUACACACAUCUUUACAAGACACUGUUCAGCCUACAUGCAGGUGGUACCAAUGAUGAUAUAGGGAUUGUGCUCCAGUGCCUGGAUGUGAUGUUUGCCAAGCGGAGAAAGCAAGUUUCCCAGCAACGAGCUCUUGCUUUCCUAAAGCGCCUUUCCACACUUGCUCUUCAUGUACUUCCAAACUCCAGUGUUGGGAUCUUGGCAACAAACAGGGUAUUAAUGCAAACAUUCCCAAAGAUGGACCUUUUACUAGACAACGACUCUCAAGGCAGUGGAGUUUAUCUCCCAGAACUGGAUGAACCAGAGCACUGCAAUGCUCAGAACACAGCUCUGUGGGAGCUGCACUUACUGCAGAGACACUAUCAUCCAACAGUGCAGAAAUUUGCAGCUCACCUUAUUGUUGGAGCUCCAACUGAAGGCUCAGGAGCUCUUUCACUUGAUUUGAGCCAAAGGCCUGCUGCAGAACUUUUUGAGGCAUACAGUAUGAGAGGAAUGACCUUUAAUCCUCCUGUUGCAUCAGUAACACCCAGAAAAAAGGAUACAUUCUCACAACUGGAUUCAUUUAUAGAUGAAGAGCUAAACAAACAACUUCAACAACACAUCAGUGAGCCUGUUCACAAAUCCUUGGAUUUUGCUAAACACUUGAAGGAAUCACCCUUGUCAUAAAUGUAUUUAUCAGGCAUGGUCAGUUGGCUUCUUAAUUAUGCAAAAAAUUGGCUGAAAGAAAUUUCUACUCAUUGUUAAAGGAAUUCCAGUAGGCUUUUGGACAUAGAAACACAGAAAAAAAAUGUAACAGCAGUUUUUCACAUAGCUACGAGGCCUCUCCGU